GAAUGCAGUGGACAGUGAGGAAUGGCAGAGCGCGGAGGAAGUUGUGGUUCAGCUGGCGGGAAAUAAGUCACUGACGAUGAGGCUGGGGGCUUCAGGGUCGUUGUUGAUGCCGCCACGACCCAGCGCUACGACUACAACGGCGGCUUCUACAGGAGGGCAAACCAUAGUUCCUCUGGGUGAGCUCGUCAAGACUCUGGGUUACACGUUAAUAUGGUCACCAGAUGGAUGUAUCCUACGAGACCCGGAAGGACUGGAGCGUGAGCUCAAGGUUUCUGGGGGCUGCCCCCACCUACAAGAGGCCGAGGCACUAUCCAUGAUAGCGCGGCUGGAGGACAGAAAGCGAGAGCGCCUGGAGAAUGUGACCGCAAUCACGAUGGACCGGGUCACCCUAGCUGCGGCUUCACUGGACAAGUCCUGGAUCGACCACUUGAAGGAGUACGUGAAGGAUGGAACGAUGGAGGCUGGCCUAAAGAGCGUGCGGGAUUCACCCUUCCUUCAGGACAUCCCAGGCGACUGCAUCAAUGGGUUGAUUCAAGCGGGCGUUCGUGAAGAAGGGUGGAAGAUCAUGAAGGGUAUUGACUUCCUUACGAGACCGCAGAAGCGACACUUGUGGGCAGCUAAGAAGUGGGUGGUACAUCUGUUUGCGGGCAGCCCUGGUCACAAUCAGUUCUUCCAGUUGGACGAAGGAGACACGGUGGUCCUUGAGCUGGAUGUGAACAGGUGUCGUGGCCAAGAUGUUCUACGAGAUCCAGUAUGGCGACUGCUCCUGUGGGGUGCUAUGACCGGACGGAUAGAUGGGAUAAUUGGAGGCCCCCCUGGGCGAGGUGCGCGACUUCUACAUGCAGACAGGGAGGGCGGCAAGGAUACGAAGGCCCUCAGCGCAAUUACGCGGAUGCUGUGGUUGUACGCCGUAUCCAAGGCGGCCAGAGAAGUGGGAGGCACACCGCAUCAUCGAGAUCGUCCGGUGGCUUUCGUCAUUGAGCACCCUGCAGAGGAAGUCAGAGGCAGUCAGUCACUGUGGAGAACGGCGGCCUGGAAGGAAUUCAAAGAGGAAAUGGAUAUGUCAGUGGCCACGUUCGACCAGGCGACUAUGGGUGGUGUAGCGAGAAACGUCACGACCAUUGGGACCAACGUCUACUACCUGAUGGGCCUGGAUGGACUGCGCCCAGCAGAUGAAAGGGACGAGGUCACAGCUGGGAGUUGCGACAAUGGGGACUGGUCACCAGGUUUGGUGGAUGGCAUAGUUAUGGCCCUCAGUCACGCUGACUACAAUCGUGAAUGUCUGACGUGCGUGACGUCCCGAGGACUUGACGCUACCUCCAAGGGAACCCUAGGAAAGAACUUACGCUACCUCAUGAUCGCAAAGUAUGUCUUUCCCGCGGAGUACGUGAAGGGCUACACCGGACGAGGUCCCCCCGAUGAUGAUGGAUUAGAGGAGGAGGGUCCUAUUUAUCAUGACGAAGAUGAGUCGGGUGAGCAGGGCUAUAGUGGCAACUUAGAGUCGAUACUCGGGGGCAAAGUACCAGUUUUCGCAGGAAGUUCGUCAGCGCAGAGGGCGGACUAUGAGAAGGAGGACUGGGAUGAUUCGAUGUAUGAGCCUUCGAUCCCGGAGUUAGACCAGGUUAAGGACGAUGGAGAUGAGGAUCUACAAGCACAAGCUCCCGCCAGUCAAGCACAGAACUCACCUGUUCCUUUCCCCGAUUGCGAGGCCCCGAAGACAACUUACCUUCUGUUUGCCAGGGCGCUACCAUCCAAUACGACGGCCUCUGUUAAAGGGGCUCUGCAGGACGUGAUCCUCUACUUGGGUGCACAUGGAUUACCGGUGUACAGGUUGCACUCAGACAAGGGGGAAACGUACAGCCACAGCAUGAGGAAUUGGCUGAAGGAGCAGGGCAUCAGAGCUACGUAUUCAGAAGCUGGAAUUCCCCAAGGGAACGGGCGAGUAGAAAAUGCAGUAAGAUGGGUGAAGGACCGGUCACGGUCUCUACUCUUGGGAGCUGGCCUACCUACCCGUCUGUGGCCCACGGCGAUAGAAGCAGCAACGGCUAUGCAGCGCAGCAAGGUUCUGGGAUGGAAGCAGAAGAUGCUGGCACCAUAUGGGGCAAGGGUCCAUAUCAAGCAGAAGGCCUUUGACUCGUCAGGACCGCGAAGAAGGGAGCGAGCGUUUGAGACACGUUGGGAGUCGGGGGUCUAUGUUGGGUUGAGCAACCUUCUGGACAAUGGACACGUGGUCUAUGUUCCCGGCAAGAAUGGUGAGAGGGAGCGCUUUGUGCACACCUUCCAUGUUCGGAGCCAGCUAAGGGAUCCCGGCCCUCCAGUGUGCCCAGAGCUGAUUCCCCAUAUGGUCAAGCCAAGGAGGAAGUUGACUACGAAGACACCGGCAGAGCAUGUGGAACUUCGUUCAGUAAAUCACAAGAGCUUAGAUUUGGACGACUAUGUGGGGACAAAGGCACGGCUACUACUUGAAGAAUGGAACCAGGAGGAGGCGGUUAAGCUGGUGGAUGAAUUGGCCGAAGCAGGGUUCUUUGAUGAGCUCAAGUUCGGGAUCUUUAGACAUGGCGGAGCCGUGGGCUGGAUGCGAGGUUUUUCUGAGCACCCGGAACUUUCAAAGGUUCUCUCCCGCAUCAUCCUUACCGCCAACCCGGAGGCAACCUUCACAGCAAUUCUGGUCGGCAGGAAUAUGGACAAGGGCAUGCACAAGGAUGUCAACAACGAUGAGAACGCGUUGAACUAUGUGUACCCUAUAAGGCUACCAAAGAAGGGUGGAGAGCUGUGGGUGGAGUUGUCAGCAGGGGAUAAGGUGAGCGGUGAGAUUGUGGAGCGCAUGGACGAUCAACAGCCCAGGUACGGCCAGGUCAUGAAACUCAAGGGCAAGAUACAUCAGCUAGAGAGCCACGGCUAUCCUCCACCACUAUCUCAACUACCAGAGUACUUCCUGAAGACUACAGCAGUGGUGAAUCAGAUGAACGCGGAAGGUAGCAUGCCUAUGCCAGGACCCAGCACUAUACAAUCUGAGGAGGAGAUCGUGGUUGAUCCUGAAGUGGAAGACUGGGAAAUGUUCCUCGACCUCGACGGGGGCUACGUGAAGAUUGGUGAUAGUUCUGAGUCACCGGAAGGGCAACUACCAGGAAUGUUCAAGCUGGAAGUAGGAUAUACAAAGGGAAUCGAGAAGAUCCUGGAUGGCCUGACGGCGCCUCUGGAGGUGACGUACAACGUGGACCCACGAGAGGUGGCAGCCAACCUACCAGCCUGGACAGCAGCCAUCGAAAAGGAAGUGAACGGGGUUGCCGUGGCGAUACGACGGCUACUACCUGGUACUGCAGAGCGCGCAGAAUGGCUACAGCGACCUGGGGCACAGCGACUUCCUACAAAGAUGGUGUUUACAAUAAAGCCUGGAGAUUCCCCGGUGGCAGAUCAGCCGUCGACUUGGUACAAAAGAAAGGCGCGUCUGGUGGUUUGUGGAAACUAUGCCACUAGCGACAACAGUGAGCUCUAUUCAGAAACAGCUCCAUCAGAGUCCGUCCGGACCCCGCUGGACUGGAGCAAAGGAAGAACGGUCACAGCAUGGUGGGUCUUGAGGGACAAAAGGGACAUUGUCAAGGCGGUCAUCAUAAUAUACGUAGACGAUCUCUUGCUGCUAGGUGAGGAGGAGCUGAUCAAGGACAUUGCCACGACAGUACAAAGAGAGUGGAAGACGUCCGAGCUAAUGAUACUCCGUCCAAGGCAGCCCCUGCGGUUCCUGGGUAUGGAAUUGGAGGUGAACGAGACCGAAACUACGGUGUACCUAAGCCAGCGGGGCUACUUGGAGGAGGUCUUGAGAUCCUAUGGCUUCAAAUCGGAUGAGAAAGACAAGAUCCCGCUGAGCAAGGAGGCCGCCUACUUCGAGACCAUUGAGGGAGAUGAAGAGCCAACACCGCAGUCUAUAGCAGAGGCUCAGAAGAUCACAGGUGAAGUGAUGUGGGUGGCUCACAAGACAAGGCCAGAUGUGUCAUUUACGUCUUGCUUGAUGGCAGCUAUAACGUUGAAGGCUCCGGCUCGGUGUGUGGAAAUAGGGUUUAAGUGGCUCCGCUACCUCCAGGCUACCAAAGACACGAAGAUGGCGGUUCAGGACGACGGCACCAGCCUGAUGCUCUACCCCGAUGCGGCGUUUGCGCCGUCUAGUGGCCGGUCUCACACCGGAUGGCUGGUGUGCUGGGGCGGGACACCUAUCUCGUGGAGAAGUGCGAGGCAGGGAGCCAUAACGCUCUCAACGGCGGAAAGUGAGCUGCAGGCCAUAAUAGAUGGGUCUGUGGGAAUGAUGGGGUUGGAGGCUAUGUUGAUGGAUCUACAUGUGGAGCCAGAGCCGAAGGUGAUCGCUAGCGACUCCACAAGUGCUAUUGCAAUUGGCUCUGGCACUGGAAGUUGGAGAACAAGACACUUGAGGCUGAAGUCAGCAUGGAUUCAGGAAAAGAUAGCUAGUGGAGAAAUUGUACCACGACACCAACCAGGACUUCAUCAACCCGCGGACCUACUUACAAAGCCCCUGGCUGCGCAGCGAAUAUGGGACCUACUAAAACUGUGGGGCAUGGCAAAGGGGGAGUCCGACAAGGUGAGGAUUUGUCGGGCAUCCCAGACGGCAAUUACAACAAGGAUGCUGGUGGCCAUGGUCUGUUGCUUGAUGAUGAUAUCUGUGGAAGCUAGAGAAUCGUCGGCUAUGCCAGCGCUACAGGUGGACUGGGACUUGGCAGCGAUCCUCAUGAUCUUGCUGAUGAUUCUGGGAGGAUUGAUGAUCUAUGAAGCGGUGCGUUGGAGUGCCAUCGAGAUCUACUACCAGUACUUGCCAGGAGCGACUACCAGGAGAAUGCGACGACUACAGCGGUUGAGGAAGGCUACUGCGCAGGCAAUCGAAAAGGAGAUCGAAGAGCAUAUGAUGAGGACUCAGCCUUCUACAAGUUCUUCGGGUUCCUCGACGCUAAUGGCUGAUACACCACCGCGACGACGACCACCAACUCCACCCGUACCAGAGCAGGAUCAGAGAGACUAUGCUAUUUCGCCACUAAGAAGAAGAACAGUUCGACAGGAUGUGGGAUAUUCUCAGGAGCCACCGCCCUCUCCGAUUCCAGGUACCCCUCCAGCAGCACCAUCCAUAAGUCCACCUACUAUAUCUGUGAGUCAGAACCUUCAACAAGGAGAUCGAAUGAGCGUAGGAGAGACUUCGAGGGUGUGUCUGGAUGUCGUGAUGCUCAUGAGGCUGGAGGAGAUCCGGGAGGGCCUACGGCUGAAUGGAUUGAUGAUUUCUGGUGUCAAGACUGACGCAGCAUCGAGACUGGCCGAGGUCCUAUCUUCUCAGCUAGGGACAUCAGUCGGUCCUACAGUCAGACAAAUGAAGUACCUUUUGUGGCUGUGGAGGGACAGGAAUUUGAGUGGUCGAGCGCUACUCACUUGGUCCUGCCUGAGGUCAAGAGAAGAAGCAUCCCGGACAAUAGCCAAGUGGAAGGAAUUGUAA
Molecule: messenger RNA, 5485 nt
Organism: Symbiodinium sp. CCMP2456
Lineage: Eukaryota; Dinophyceae; Suessiales; Symbiodiniaceae
Source: the annotation of a GenBank genome assembly